CAUAGAUACAGCCAUAACACUGCAAGAUUCCUCUGCAAGUCUCUUCUACAUUUGUUUUUUAAUGAAAAUCCAUGGAGUGAAGAAGCUUUUUAUCCUGCAUUCCCAACUGCCCUUCUCUCUUCAUCGACAACCACCCGUUCCUCAUCACCAAAAGUCACCACCCAACUCGCCGGAAAAAACAAAAUUCCAGCCAAAUCAUGAACCAAAUAUCCCUGCUUUUGCUUCUCCUUAGCCUGGUUUUUCUCUCUUGUCCAUGUAGCUUUAUGUGUCAUGGUGAAAGUAGAAAUGGUUUGGGUGUGGAAGAAGCAUAUCUCAAGUGGGUUAGGAACAUGGGCUCUCUUACUCAUUCUAUUUUCAGUACAGCAAUGAAGAACAAGCCAAAGCCUUCAAUGUAUAUUACUGUUGAUAAGGAACCAGGGUCGGGUGACUUUGUUUCAGUUCAGGAAGCCAUUGAUUCUCUUCCUGAUGGUAAUGGGGUCAGGGUCGUGAUCUGCAUCCAUGAAGGAGUGUACAGAGAGAAGGUGAAUAUCGCUGCAACAAAGGCAUAUAUAAGUCUAGAGGGAGCUGGAGCUGAAAAGACAGUGAUUGAGUGGGAUGAUACAGCUGAUAAGAUUGGGGCCAAUGGGCAACCCAUGGGCACCUUUGCCUCUGCCACUAUGGCUGUUAAUUCUCCGUACUUCAUUGCUAAGAACAUUACCUUUAAGAACACAGCACCAGUGACAAAAUCAGCAAAGGGAAAGCAAGCAGUGGCACUUAGAGUUUCAGCAGACACAGCUGCCUUCUUCAAUUGCAAGUUUAAAGGGGCACAAGACACACUCUAUGACCACAUUGGAAGACACUAUUUUGAGGGGUGCUACAUAGAAGGCUCAGUAGAUUUUAUUUUUGGAAAUGGUCUCUCUCUAUAUAAGGGAUGUCAUGUCCAUGCCAUAGAUCGUGUGGGGUAUGGUGCCCUAACUGCUCAGAAGAGAGAGAAUAUGUUACAAGAAACAGGGUUCUCCUUUGUGGGUUGUAGGGUUACUGGUUCGGGAGCUUUCUACUUGGGAAGGGCAUGGGGCACCUUCUCUAGGGUGGUUUUUGCCUAUACUUUCAUGGACAACAUCAUAGCACGAAGGGGGUGGUACGAUUGGGGUGAUCCCAGCCGCGAGAUGACUGUUUUCUAUGGACAGUACAAGUGCAGCGGACCAGGAGCACAGUAUGGAGGGAGGGUAAAAUGGUCAAGAGAGCUCACCUCCCAAGAGGCCAAACCUUUCAUCUCCUUGAAUUUCAUUGACGGUUAUGAAUGGCUUGAUUUUCACAACUAACUUAAAAGUUUGUUUAUUUGUUCAUUAUUCAUUUUUUAACAUUAAAAAAAAUUGUUUUUUAUUUUCUUCUUUCUCAAUGUGAAUUUGUGUCAAUUGAAAGAGAUUGGAAGGGUCUAUUUGAUAACCGGAAUCUGGAAGCUCUAAACAUCUAGAAGCAGGAUUUUUUGUUGUCUGGAAAUGAGAAAAUACCACGUUUCAUAACCUUUUCAGAAGUUCUAGCAAGGUUAUGUACUUGUGUCUGAUUGAAUAUGAAA
Molecule: messenger RNA, 1555 nt
Organism: Amborella trichopoda
Lineage: Eukaryota; Viridiplantae; Streptophyta; Magnoliopsida; Amborellales; Amborellaceae
Product: putative pectinesterase 53
Biological process (GO): cell wall modification; pectin catabolic process
Molecular function (GO): pectinesterase activity
Source: RefSeq, a predicted model, not a curated record